Molecule: messenger RNA, 480 nt
Organism: Chaetomium strumarium
Lineage: Eukaryota; Fungi; Ascomycota; Sordariomycetes; Sordariales; Chaetomiaceae
Product: EthD domain-containing protein
Exons: 3
Coding region: 1-480 (159 amino acids)
Molecular function (GO): oxidoreductase activity
Source: RefSeq, a predicted model, not a curated record
AUGGCAGCAGACACCACAACGCUGCAAGAUGCAGACCUGCCCAAGCCCUCCCCGGGUCCGACGCCCAAGGGGAAGUACCUCUGCCUCACGAUAUGCGGCUACCGCAAGCCGGGCAUCAGCGAAGAGCAGCUGCGCCACCACAUGGUCCACGUCACCGCACCCCUCACCCAGAAGCUCAUGGUCAAGUACGGCAUCAAGCGGUGGACCCAGAUCCACAACCAGUCCAGCACACGCGCCCUGAUGGCCCGCAUCGGCGGCGACCCGCAGAUGGCCAACAUCGCCGACUUUGACUUCUUCAGCCAGGCCGUGUUCCAGGACAUUGAGGGUUACUGGCGCAUGAAGCAGGACCCGUGGUACAAGGAGCAUCUGGUCGGCGACCACGAGCGGUUUGCGGAUACCACGCGGAGCAAGAUAACGAUAGGAUGGAUCGAGGAGUUUGUGAGGGACGGCGAGGCAGUUGAUGGGUUUGCUGCUUCCUAG